Messenger RNA from Conger conger (European conger), 1818 nucleotides. RefSeq lists its product as uncharacterized. Gene Ontology annotation, cellular component: membrane; extracellular region. Gene Ontology annotation, molecular function: lipid binding. Lineage: Eukaryota; Metazoa; Chordata; Actinopteri; Anguilliformes; Congridae. Gene Ontology annotation, biological process: lipoprotein metabolic process; lipid transport. The transcript is spliced from 5 exons. The record is from RefSeq and is a predicted model, not a curated record. The coding region runs from base 1 to 1818 and encodes 605 amino acids.
AUGGCCCAUAUACGAGAGGAACUGGAUCACCUGACUGCUGGCUACAUUUCAGACACUAUGAGCUGUAUUCACACGGUGCAGGAGUUCUGCGACAGACACUCAAAAUGGCUCCUACAGAGAGAGACAGAGCUGGAGAUGAUGCGAGACAUUACUGACAGAGCGGAGAUGAUCAACCUCACAACUGACCACUUCCGAAAUUCAGAGGACAAGAAGAAGGCCUUCGGGGAGUUUAUGUGGAGCAAGGUGACCCAGGUAACCGCUGGGAAAAGGGCCCAGGAGCUGGAGAAGGAGCUGGGAUGCCUGCUCCAGGACACCUUGAAGGGGCUUGAGAAGCUGACCCUGUUCCUGGAGGCUGUGGAGAUGCUGGCGGUCACGUCGCUCUCUGUCUUCGAGGAGGAGAAUCCGGUGUGCCAGCUCCCCGAGGGGGUGAGCGCUGAUGCCGUUCGUUCAGUCAUCACCGCCGCCAGGCGAGCCUGUCCGCUUUUGAUCCAUUUCAAGAGAGACAACAGCGAAUUCUUUCUUCCCAGCCUGGUGAACGUGGACCUGCUGGCUUUCCAGCUGGACAAAUACUUGAGGGUUUCCCAGGAGUUGUGUGAGAAGCUCCAGAAAAGGACAAAGAAAGCCCCAUGCCCCAAUUUGACCAACGAAGCCAUUCAGAACAUGUAUGAACAUUUGACUCAUCUGAGGAGCAUCAGAUUAGACCAGCACUUCAGAAUGACCUACCUGUUCAGGGGAUCAGCCCAGCGGUUCAUCGGCCUGUUCAGCCUGCGCCGCUCCAGGAUGCAGCAGUUCCUGGUGGCUCUGGAGGAAGAAGCAGUGCAGCUGGACAGGAUGAAGAUGGGGGCCAGCAUCUCCAGAGUGGCGGGCAGCAGUGUAGGCUUUGCGGGAGGCAUUGUGUCCAUCGUGGGCCUGGCUCUGGCCCCUUUCACAGCGGGGGCAUCGCUGACCCUUACGAUGGUCGGCGUUGGGCUGGGGGUCACCAGUGGCGUGAACAGCUUAGCUACAGGUAUCACCGAAUUAUCGGUCAACACUCACCAUGGGAAGAAGAUCAAUGAAAUCUUCCAGAGCUACUUUGAAGACGUGAAGACUAUGCUGGAGUGUCUGGAGCAAGCGGCCAGGUGCAUUAUACCCAACACGGUGCCAGAUGUGCUGGAUGUUGCGACACGUGUUGUGACUCUUGCCAAAACCACAGGUGGCGUGGCUAAAGGGAUAGAUGUCUUAGUGGAUUGUGCUUCUGCCGUAAAGGUGGUCAGAGCCGAAGAGGUGGCCUCGAGUACAGUCAAGGUGGUGACUCAGGAAGUCAAAGCUGCCCGAAACGUCCCCAACAUGGCGGCCGAUCUCACCGAUAUCGGGCAGUUGGCUAAGGGCACUCCCCUCGCCCUAAGCAAGUCUGCCAGGGCGGGGUUCAUCGCCCUCAACUCCAUCCUCAUGGGCGUGGACCUCUUCUUCAUCUGCAAGGACAGCAUCAGCCUGGCCAAUGGGGGCAAGAGCGAUGUGUCAAAGGUCAUCCGCGGGAGGGCCAGUCUGUGGAAGACCGAGCUGGAUGCAUGGGAGAAGAUCCAUCACUCUCUGUGCAUCGGGAGAUUGAGCUUCGAAAGGAGUGAGGAGGUCCUACGGAUGCCAUUUUACCAGAGGAUGCUGAAAGGAGGGAAACCAGGAAGUGGAAAAUUGGAGUGGGGGCCUGAAGAGGAAGAGGCCUUCACUGGAUUAAAAGAGCAGUUGUCUCAAGCACCAGCCCUUCGCCUGCCAGAUGCAGAAAAGCUUUUCCACCUACGGUUCUGGGUGGGAGAACUGACAUACGUUUGCGCUCUGAGCUAA